CGGAUGUAGCAGCUGCAGUCUACAGUAUAUCGGCAACCAUGUAGCUCAGAGAGCAAAAAUAUCCUUUUCCGACUUGGCUAAGUCUCGUGUCCUCAUAUUCAUUCAUGCCACCCUAAAUUAACUGUUUAUCAAAAUGUGUUUGAGGAAAUAAGUGGACGUUCUGAUGGGAAUUAUAAGGCGAGGGAGUCAACUGUGAAAUCGACGGUUAUUAAUAUAGAGGCACUGUCUGUCUGCGGGGACCAGCGGCGGUGUGCUUCUCUGAUUUAUUAGCCUAUCUUGGCGUUUUAUCGGGUUUAAAUGACUUCGCUAGUUCAACGUAGGGUGUUUUAGAACAAGGGGGAGGACGUUCAGGGAUUCGGUUAGUAGUUUGUGGCACCGCCAGGUCCGUGUAUCCGCGUUACCGCCCCGUUUUUUCUCCGGUUGAACCGUUCACGGCGCGGCCGGGAGAAGGCUGAACAUACGACUGUGGGCUCGGAAUAUCGCCACGAACAGCGUACAUCAUGGGGAAUACAACGUCCUGCUGUGUGUCGUCGAGCCCCAAGCACCGGAGGAACAACCACUCCAGGCUGGAGCCCUACCGGCCCGAGCCGGAGCUGAGCCGGGAGGACACGGGCUGCAACCUCCAGCACAUCAGCGACCGGGAGAACAUAGACGAUCUGCCCAUGGAGUAUAACCCAUCAGAUCAUCCCCGAGCCAGCACCAUCUUCCUCAGUAAAUCACAGACUGAUGUUGCUGUUCCCAACAAGAGAGUUCGAGAAAAAAGGAAGAGCCUUUACAUCAAUCAUUUUACACACAUUUCGGAAAAUAAGCAUCACCCAGGUCCGGUGAGACGGAAGUACAGCUCGUGUUCCACCAUAUUCCUCGAUGACAGCACCGUCAGUCAGCCCAACCUCAAAUACACCAUCAAAUGCGUAGCCCUCGCAAUAUACUACCACAUAAAGAACAGAGAAGUCGACGGAAGAAUGUUGUUAGACAUUUUCGAUGAGAAACAGCACCCACUCUCGAAAUCUGAAGUCCCCCCUGAUUAUGAUAAACACGACCCGGAGCAGAAACAGAUCUACCGCUUUGUCAGGACGCUGUUCAGUGCUGCCCAGCUCACCGCUGAGUGUGCCAUCGUCACAUUGGUGUAUCUGGAGAGACUCCUGACCUAUGCUGAGAUUGACAUUUGUCCUGCCAACUGGAAACGUAUCGUGCUCGGAGCCAUCCUCCUGGCAUCCAAAGUUUGGGACGACCAGGCGGUCUGGAACGUUGACUACUGCCAAAUUCUCAAGGAUAUCACAGUGGAGGACAUGAAUGAGCUGGAGCGUCAGUUCCUGGAGCUGCUGCAGUUCAACAUCAAUGUGCCGUCCAGCGUUUACGCCAAGUAUUACUUCGACCUGCGCUCCCUGGCUGAGGCAAACAACCUCAGCUUCCCACUGGAACCACUCAGCAGGGACAAGGCCCAGAAAUUAGAAGCAAUCUCCAGGUUGUGUGAUGACAAAUACAAGGACUUGAGGAAAUUAGCCAAGAAGCGGUCAGUGAGCGCGGACAACCUGACAGUGGUGCGGUGGUGUCCAGCCAUCAUUUCCUAACACUGGGCUGUCAGGUGUACACACAGAGCAGAGGAAGAGAUAGACCUGUCUGUCAUAGACAAACUGUUAUUUCUGUCUGGCAAGCAGGGAAAACCAGGUGGGCAGCAGUCCUGUGGAUCAGUGGGUCUGUCUAGAAAACACACGCAUACAUACCAGAACACACACAUCCUCACACACACACAUACACACACACACACACACACACACACACACACACACACACACACUAUCUGGCAGUUUGACCAGUGUGGUUGCACCCUCUCUGUACAUAAAAGAAGUCCCACUGGCUGCCUGCACUGAACCAAACAGAGCUGAGCUGAACCAAACUGAAGUGUGUGACUGAAAGCAUGAAGGACGGAAGCCAAGUGGGAGUCCAAUUAGCAGUACAGAAGACUGUGUGUGAAGUUUGGAAAAGACACACGGAUCAACCUUAAUGUGAAACACAACACACGACAGUGGCAGCGACGGCGACAGCUCAACGCUGGAGAGAGGCUGUGUGCAUUCCUUUCAUUUAGAUCUUAUGGCUCCGUCGGUUUCGUGGCUGAAGCAUGAGAUGAUUUUCUGACAGCUUACAAACGCAUCUAAAAUUUUAAACGUCCUCAGUUUGUUUGUGUUUUUCUUUCGGUGUUUUAUCUGUUCACGUGCAUUCCCAUCCACCGCUCCACGGACAUUCCACUGUCAGCUUGAGUGUUGAUAAAUUUUGACUGACAUAUCAUUAGCCCCGCGUGACAAAAUAUUCCACUUGUUGUUGCCAUCAGCUGGAGGUGUCACUCACACACGCUGACGGUAAAUUUAAAGAAAUCAGUGUUUAGCUCCGGGCACUGUACUUCGCUUGUUGACGGGACCUCAGAACUCAACCUCUAAAACUCCCAGUCUCACUUUCUACAACUCAGCUGUCUCACAUACAGCUGGUGUUCAACUCAAAGCAAUACUCCAGCAUCGCUUUAUUAUUCUGAUUCGAUAAAGCAUGCAGAGGGGACUGUUUUUACAUGGGAGAAGACAGACUGGAAGACAUGGAGGUCCACUAUAGCGCUGGGUCAAAUGUGAGACAUACUGUAGAGUUUUGUUGUACUUUACUCACUGCCAUUGUCCUGACCUGUGGUGCCUGUAAUAAGCUAGUCUUAACACUUCUCCCCCUUUUUCUUCUGGAGAAAUAGAACAAAUAAAUCAAGUAUUUUUUUUUCUUUAACAUUUUAUACGGUUCUUCCAGCUCAUAAAGAAACAGCACAAAUGGAAUAUUGACAUUUAGAAACCACUAAAGGCAUGAUUCUUCAGGGUUUUUGUUCUAGAGCGGACCUAAAUGAAUGAAAAAAAAAAAGCAUUAUGUGAUGAUUGAACCACUGCUUACAAAAAGAUAGAUUGUAUAAUUUUUGCUAAAUUGUCUCUGUACAGUGUAAAUACGGCACCACUGCUGACGUCUUACUGUAAAAAAAGAAAAAAAAUGAAACAGAAUAAUGUUAAAAUAUUUAUAAUAGAUCAGUUUUUACUGUACAUGAGGAGGGAGGUAAAUAUGACAAAUCAAGUACAGAGAAAAGGUGAACUAUUGAACAUAAAUGGGAGACACCACUUGAGAUUUUUUUUUUUUUUCUUGUUACAAUGUUUUGCAGAGAAUGCCAACUUUCUAUAUGUUACAUACUGUACAUGGUUUAUAGACAAUACAAUCAAUUCAGGCUUAUUUUAUGGCUUGUUAUCAUUUUUAACAUUUUUUUUACCCUUUUCUGUGAACUCUGCCUAAUUCAUACAUUGUUUUUAACUGAUUGUAUUUGUUUUAGGCAUUUACUGGAAAAUAACUGUCAUAGGCAUCUCCUUUUUUUUUUUGUUUUGUUUUGUUUUUCUUACAGAUAUAGGACCCGUAAAGAGAAUAAUUGGUUUCAGUUAGAGUGUAAAUUAAUGCUUUUAUAUGAUAAACUUCAUAGUGUGUUAGUGAUUGCCUUAUGAUGACCAACAUGUCUAACAUUUUUCAUAACUGUGUCAUUAAAUUCAAUGACUCAAUCUGGAAAUGUAUGAAAAAAGACACAACAAACAUGAAUUUGAAAAAAGUCCAAAUCCAUGUUAAUCAGCAUUCCCUGAUUCACAGUGUAUUCAUCAAACCUGCGGCUUCCACGUCAGUGAUUUGAGUUGUGUUUCCAAUCAGAGUGAUUUCUAGCCCUGAGAAGCAGGUGACAAGGGACAGAGCUGAACCAAAGUCGUGUAACCAAGGACGAUCCUGUUUGUGGAGUCACUCUGACCCAAACCCGCCUCCACCUGAAGAAUACAAAGAGUCUGGUCGAUAGCGGUUGUUCCUCUCGGUGCUGUGAGUGAGUAAGUGUGACAAAAUGUAUUGAGGAAAGUAACAUUACUGGAGUUGUGAGUUCAAUCUGUUCGAGGUUUUCAAAGAUUGUAUAUUCUAUUUAUUGUAUGUGUGUCUCUGGUGUUUCAAGCCCAGGUGAUGAUGAUGAUGAUGAUGAUGAUGAUGAUGAUGAUGAUGAUGUUGAUGUGAUAAGUCCUGAGGUGGAAAACGUCAUUACAACAACAGCAAAGGCCUGUAGUGUCCUGUUGACUGGUUACUAAGUGUGUGUUAUAGCCUUGUGCACUGAACUCUACCUCUGCAUAGAGUUUUUACUUUCCUCUCAUUUAUUUCUUCCUCUCCUUAAUGACCAUUUUUGGAUUUUGACAAAUUCAGCUUGGAUCAUGACAGUUUCCUGCGCUAACGUCUGUCAACUGCUGUAACUGUGAUCUUUUUGUUCUUUUCCUUAAAUGGAUAUUUUCACUGUAAUCUGUUGUUCUUGUCGUUACUGUUCGUGCAUUUUUAGUUCCUCCUCAGUGAAUCAGUCUCUCGGUUCCUGUUCUCAGUUUGCCAAACUCAAAUCUUUCUCUGUAGGUUUACUAUGAUUUAAAGAACUGUUCAGUUCUUCUCUUCGGAAGCAAUGUUUAGAAAAUCUGUUUGAGAAUUAAACUUUAAAACCUUGCAGUAAA
Sphaeramia orbicularis (orbiculate cardinalfish) is the source of this 4526-nucleotide messenger RNA. RefSeq names its product cyclin Y (gene ccny). NCBI's taxonomy places the organism in Eukaryota, Metazoa, Chordata, Actinopteri, Kurtiformes, Apogonidae. The record is from RefSeq and is a predicted model, not a curated record. Gene Ontology annotation, molecular function: protein kinase binding. The transcript has 12 exons. Gene Ontology annotation, biological process: regulation of cyclin-dependent protein serine/threonine kinase activity. Bases 501 to 1571 code for a protein of 356 amino acids.